Molecule: messenger RNA, 1374 nt
Organism: Formica exsecta
Lineage: Eukaryota; Metazoa; Arthropoda; Insecta; Hymenoptera; Formicidae
Gene: Zmynd10
Product: zinc finger MYND domain-containing protein 10
Exons: 6
Coding region: 376-1278 (300 amino acids)
Biological process (GO): motile cilium assembly; outer dynein arm assembly; inner dynein arm assembly
Cellular component (GO): centriolar satellite; cytoplasm
Source: RefSeq, a predicted model, not a curated record
AUCUUCACACUCUAAAUAAAAUUUAAAUCUCCGCUUAGCACAAAUUCAAAUUUUAAUUCCAUAGUAUUAACGAUAGAAUUCUCUGUAUUAUACCUGCAAAUUAUAAAUAAAAUGAUAAAUAACGAGAUAAUAAAAUUACAAAAGUAUGAAAUAUGUAUAUUUCAUAUCUAUGUAUAAUUUUUAUAAAUCUAGAGAUUUAUAUUUUUUAUAAUCUCUAUAUUUAUUUAAAUAGUGUAUAUAUGUGAAUAGCGUGUAUAUUUAUAUCGAUCAAACAUACAUAUUUGUCGUCAGGGAUACCGUGAAUUUUACAUUAUUUGUCAUAGUAAAUAGCGAUAUCGCAACGUUAUUUGAUAUCUAUCGCGAGUUUUCGAGAGUAUGGCAGAUCAUAUGGAAUAUAUAGUAUCGCCAUGGGAAAUCGAAGCUUACGUGCAAAGCUUGAACGUUUCAAUUCUGGACGAUGUCGGUACAAAAAGCUCUUGUCUUGAAGAGAUAUUGGAGAAACUGAAAGUAUUUGAAUUUGACAUUGGGAUGCGAUGCAUCUCCAUCCUUCAUUAUCUAAUAGAAUUUUUGGACAGCUUACCCCUUUGCGCUGUUUCGCGUAUGCUAGCCACACACGAUAUUCCUUACUUAUUUGCGCAAUUAAUAGAAACUCAACCGUGGAAGAAGCAAGAUGAGGAUGGUGAAACGUUAAUGUAUGAUGGUAGCUGGAAAAAAGUUAAGGCAAAUGAAGUAGGAAAAAUUAAUAAGAGAGAAGGCCAAGUAUGGUUUGGUCUGAGAGAAUUACUUCUCAAUCCCAAAUGUUCUCCGUAUUACGAAAUUACAGAGCACAGGUUGUCCCAGCUAUCUAAGUUGCAGAAAUAUUUACAUGAAGAUAUAUUAGAUCAAAUUGCUCCUCUGAUAGAACUUAAGAGAUGGUUAUCUUACUUAAAUAUAACGGCAAUGCCAUCUUCUAACGCAAGUUGCGCAGUUCACGUAGAAGUAAUACCACAGAUAAAAUCAUCCAUUUUGGAAAAAUACCAUAAAAAAUGGAAGAAAUUGGCUAAACAUCAGUCUAAAUAUCUAUUUACAACGGAUAAAAAUUACAUUAAAGAUGCUGCGCAAAUCUUAAGUGAUGGCUAUGAUUUGGAAAAAUUGGAUCGCAUAGAGCCGAAAAAAUGUUCAUUAUGCCAAGAAGUGUCUAAACAACAAUGCUCUAAAUGUAAGAAAGUCUGGUAUUGUAGCAGACAAUGUCAAGUGAAAGAUUGGGAAGAACAUAAGAAAAUUUGUAACAAAAGUUAAACACGAUAAUAGAUCCUUGAUUAAGAAUUCACCUAUAUAACAUAUGUACUUUAUAUAUAUUUCUGCUUUCCUUUCAAUCUUAGUAUCUCUUAUUGU